GGCUUGAGUGGCAAGUUGUUUGUUCCAGCGAGCACCAGCUGCUCGGCACUCCGCGCUCCGCUGCUCCGCGCCCCGCCGGCCUCCCCGCCGCUCCAACUUUUGCACCCUCUGCUCCCUCAUCCCCUGCUCCUGCCCCCGCAGCUGGGAAGGGACAGAGAGAAGCCAGGAGGGGAGGAAAAAAAAAAAUUAAAAAAAAAAAGAAAGAAGGCACCGACAAUAACAGCUCCCCCCCCUCCCCCUCCCCAUUCAAAAACACAACAUAAACCCCAGGGAUAGAUGAACUACAAAUGAGAAAGAGGAAAAGAUGGAACUGCACAUCCUAGAGCACAGGCUCAGAGUGGCCAGCAUAGCCAAGGAGAGCAUCCAGUUGUUUACCUAUGGAUUAAUCAAACUUGCUUUCCUGUCCUCUAAGACGAGGUGCAAAUUCUUCAGCCUCACAGAAACCCCUGAGGACUACACCAUCAUUGUGGAUGAAGAGGGCUUCCUAGAGCUUCCUUCCUCGGAACACUUGAGCGUGGCCGAUGCAACAUGGCUUGCCCUCAACGUGGUGUCUGGUGGGGGUGGUUUCUCCAGCUCCCAGCCCAUCGGAGUGACCAAAAUUGCCAAGUCAGUCAUAGCACCCCUAGCUGACCAAAACAUCUCAGUGUUUAUGCUCUCCACCUAUCAGACGGACUUCAUCCUGGUGCGUGAGCGAGACCUGCCCUUCGUGAUGCACACGCUGGCUGCCGAGUUCACCAUCCUCAGAGUAGUGAAUGGGGAGACAGUGGCUGCCGAUGACUUUGGGGUAACAAAUGGAUUUGUCAAACCAAAACUAGUUCAGAGGCCUGUCAUUCAUCCUCUUUCCAGCCCAAGUAACAUGUUCUGUGUCACCAGCCUGGAUCCAGAUACCCUUCCCACUGUUGCUACACUCCUCAUGGAUGUCAUGUUUUACUCCAAUGGAGUAAAAGACUCAGUGGUGGGCAACGAAGACUCGGGACACAUUCGCUUUUUUUCCUUUUCUCUCAUUGAGGGUUACAUCUCCCUGGUCAUGGAUGUCCAGACACAGCAGAGAUUUCCUAAUAAUUUGUUGUUUACAAGUGCAUCUGGUGAGCUCUGGAAGAUGGUGCGGAUCGGUGGGCAGCCUCUUGGCUUUGAUGAAUGUGGAAUUGUCGCUCAGAUUUCUGAGCCUUUGGCUGCAGCCGACAUCCCAGCCUACUACAUCAGUACUUUUAAGUUUGAUCACGCCUUGGUACCUGAAGAAAAUAUAAAUGGCGUGGUCAAUGCACUCCAAGUCAGUCAAGCUGAAAAGCAUUAGAAAUCUUCUGAGCUGGUUCCAGAUGCUUUUUAUUAUUCUAAUAAUAAUAAUAAUUAUUAUUAUUAUUCUUUUUUUCUCACAGUAUUUCUUGAAAAAUCUGAUUACAGAGAGUGACAUGAAAAGAGACUGUGGAAAGUUGAGCAGAAACAGCUCCAAUAAGCCUUUGUUUUAAUUAUUAUUAUUAUUAUUAUUGUUAUUAUUAUUAUUGUUAUUUUAUUAAAUUUAUGAAUGAGGGGUAGGAGGAAAGGGAGUUUGUAUGGUUUCCUGAUGUUCAGCUCCAAGGUGAAGUGAAGCCUGGCUGUGCUCAGUGUGGAAGGAGCUGCCUGGGGACACCCAGGGACACCCAGCAGGGAUGGCCCUGGCACAGGCUGCUGAGCCCUGAAAACCAGAAACCAAGUGAAAUAUGGAAUUAAACAGAAAAGACGUCGCAUAGUUCUGCCUUGUCUCCUUGCAUCAGACUGCCUGAGGACUGUCCAUCAUUGCCUGUGCUGAGAUAGGAUGCAAAGGGUUCUGGUUCUCCUGACAGAACAAUUUGGUGUUGGAAAAGAGAAAAAUACCCACUUGUCUGACAUUUCCCCUUUGUCUUUCUCCCUGCAGUGAAAGCCUGGCUGCUCUGAGAAAUCCUGGGCAGGGGGAGCUCAGCUCUGGCCAGCUCCUGGCAGGUGGUGUCACCCAGAUUGUGUCUGCAUUGAAACUUGGCCACUUUUGGUCAGUUUUUUCCAGUUUCUCCCUCACUGCUCCAAAUAUUCUCCUGCCAUAUCCCCUGCUCCAGGACAGUGCUGUCCCCUUAUCCCACAUCAGAGCCUUCCCCCAGCCCUUGUUCCUCAGGGCCUCUUUUCUCCUGUCCCCUCAGGCUUUUCCCCUGCAGUGUGCCCGGGGUCUUGCACAUCCCAGGCCCCUUGGCCACAGCCACAGCUCUUGGUUGCCUCUGCCAGGGCCAGGAGGGUGCCUGAGUCUCGUGGGGAGCCUCCUGCAGUUUUUCAUCACACAGGUGGAAAUUGCUGCUGAAAACGCCUCAAACCUGCUCGCACCUGGUCCUGUCCCAGGGAGAUGAUGGGGCUUUUCCCAUGGGGGAGCAGUAGGCUGUUUUCUCCUGGCCUGUACCACAGCUGAGGGCCAGCAGGAGCCUGGCAUCAAGGCCCAUAGUGGCACCCGUGUCCAGGGGGUGCCUGUGGCUGCUGCCAGCUCUGUGGAGGACAGCAGAGACCAGUGCUGGAGAGAAGGGUUAGCCAAGGUGUGGCUGCCAGCAGUCUGCCCCAAGUGUGACCAUGCAGCAAGGGCUGGUGAGAGGAGAAACUGCCUGCAGAGAGCCUUGCUUUGCUGAUUACCAGCCCCAGCUUAUCUUGCAUUUCUUAACUUCUUCCACUUCAGGCUUGACAUAAAGAAUUUGCAGAUCUUGCCAUUUUCCUGAGGGCUUUCCAGUUGUGCUUCAGAGACAGCCUUUGGCAGGGUUUUCCUGAGGCUGUGCCACAUACAGCUGUGAGCCAGGGUUCUGCACUAAUCUGGAGGCAGGAAGCAAACACCUGGGAUCAUGCCAUGGGCAUGGUUUUUACUGGUGUGUAGGACAAGCAAACACACACACAGCCAGUUGAUUAGUUCUGCUUUCACAGUACAGUUGGGCCAAGCAGUUGUGGUUUCUCAGAAACUGGAUUCCAACUGAGUUUCAAAUCUGAUUUUUCACCAGUGGGAUGUUUUGUGGCAUCUAGACAAGGAGUCAGAGCAUGCAUGGGAAAAAGCAUGGAUGUCUUUCCUUGGUUGGCCCUACUGUAGCGAAAGCAUCCCUGCUGAGGAGCACUGAGGCAGACGUUCAGUGCUUUACCAAACAGGAUGUUCUGCUGUUCCUUUGCAUGGCUUUUCAGACUUGUCCCAUGAUAUGUUUAUAUUCACUCCAGAUUUCUGGACUAAGGGUUUAUUCUCAGUGUGGCAUCUGGAUGUUUGGUGUCCUGGCACAAGGACCAGGCACAGGCUGCACAGUGCAGUGCUGACAGCACCUGGAGAUGUUUGCUGUGGCUCUGCCAGAGCUGGGCACUGAGCUGGGCUGCAGUGGCAGCAAGGCCAGUGGCAGUUUUCACCCCAGGCAUUGCCAGGGGUUACUCCUGGGCAUGGCAGGUUGGCAGCAUGGUUUGGAGGAGGGGGAUGCUGAGUUGCUGCCCAGCUGCCGAGUUGAGCCUGAGUUUGUGCUGUGUGCAUGGAUGGUGCCACCAUGCCAGAGUCAUCAGGACAGGUCUUCCUUCUGCUCUGGGGUUUUGUCAGCCUUUGGGAAAUGCCAGUUUUGGCAGCAGAGAGUACCGAGUGUUGCUUUGCAUGUGCCAGUGCUGCUUCCAAAGGACUUCAGCAUGGAUAGGAAGGAAUUAACUUGAAAUAAUCCACAACUUCACUGAGCCUUAAAUGAAAGAAAAAAAAAAAAAAAGAAAAAAAAAAAGGUUUAAUUUUCUAACAUUUUACUCAGGCUAUUUUAGACGCUGAUGUUUGUAAUUUUUUUUUUUUUCCCCAAGGGAAUCGGCCUUAUAUUUGUGCAAUCUGUAGAAAGCUCUGUGUAUUUCAAACCUUCCAAAGGAAGGUUGAUGUCCCAGCAUGGGAAAGUUGGCCUGAAAAAUUCACAGAAUGUAAAAUGCUAUUGAGGCACUCUGAUGCUGCCACCAUCCUUGGCUUCACCUUUUUAUUUCCUUUUAUCUUUUUGUCCUGACAUCCAGGAAAACUGUUUCAGACAACUUAAUGAUUUCCCUUUAGUAUCCCCUUCAUAUUUUUUUCCAGUGGGAACUGAGAUACUCCAAAUGUGACCAUAAUUGGUGGAACCUUGUCCCUGCACCAGCCUCGAGUCAGGAUCAGUGGAAGCUUGCACAGUACUGUGCAUGUGAGACCUGCACUGCAGGAAAGGCUCUGUAGGGGCUUCAUUAAAUACAUUCAUAGUAAUAAUAAUACCACCACACUAUUACACCACAGUGCUUAGUGAACCCAAAGUGGGGAAGGCUCAUAAAGCUGCUCCACAGCUCCCACUCUCUCAGCACCCAGCCUCUCCCUCCUCUUCUUGCAUAAAAAUUCAAACUGCAAAAUGCAAAAGUGUUUCCAGCCCUGCAGAAAGGGGCAGGCAGGGGAGGAGAGCAUGGCCUUCAUGCAUUCUCUUUCUUUCUCCAAGGCCUUUAUUUUCUUAGAAGCCUCAACUUUUCCAAGUUGUGUUAUUAAAUAGGGUUUUGUCUUUCUCCCUCAACCCAAUUAGAAUUUGACUACAAAUUCCUUUCUACUGAGCAAGUGUGUGCAUAUAUAUACAUCUUAAGUGUGUCCAUAGAAAUCCACAGUGUGUCUCUAUUGCACACCUGUAAAUACCCAUUUAAAUACCUGUACAUGGUGUGGGCACUCAAGCAAUAUAGGGUCAGACACAUGCACAGCGUAUGUGUGUGUACUCUGGGCACACACCCUUCUGUGUGCAUCUGUGUAGUGAGUACACACUAUGUAUACACACAUUUAGUCAUCAAUGUAAUGUAUACACACAUUUAAUCACCAUCUAUUUUUCAUUAAAAUAAUGGGCAAUAUGAGUAUUAGUCCCACUUUUGCUUUUUUGUUUAGUGAAGAGCAGCAGUGAAGUUGACCUGAAGCAAAGCUGGGACUCCUCUGCUUGCUGGGAGCAGCAUUGGAUUUCCCUUCCUGCUUCAGAGAAGUCUGUUCCUCUCCAGUUUGGUGUCUCAAGCACAGAGCCUGAAGGAACUCCACUCCUUUUUCUCUCUGGAUGUUUUAGUUGCUACCCUAAAUUGCCUCAGCCUGUAAGUAGGGCUGCUCUGUUUGCACCUGGCUGGGGGUUUGCAGUGGGGCCCCAGCUCCUGCAGGCACAGAGCACUGCCUGCCUCCCCCAGACAAGGCAGGAGCUGCUCCAGGUCUCCAGCUGCUGGAAAACCUGGUCCCUGGUGGCUGGUUCCUGGUGGCUGGUCCCUGGUGGCUGUUCCUGGUGGCUGGUCCCUGGUGGCUUCCCCAGCAUCUCUGCACGAGCCUGGGGCAGGUGUAGAAGAUUUCCAGGUGGAUCUGUCUGCCCCAUGGCUGGUGCAGGGCUCUGGUAUCUGUUGGGGAAUUCAUACUUGUUGGCCCUCGAGGAGCUGAAAUCAGUGGGUUAUUUUUAAAUAGGUGGAAGUGGUGCAGGGUGUUUUCCUGUUAAAAGCAGAAGAGGCUGCUUGAAGCCAGGCACUGGAAGUGGGUGGUCUUUGCAUCUCACCACUGGAGAUUUCUGCUGACCAGGAGUGCUGUUAGGGCCCCUGUAGGGAAACAUUCUGUUUUCCUAUUUCAGUUGCACUUCACCAAAGGUGGGGUGGUGGUGGGGUGAGGGGUGCUGCCUUGCCACUGAUCUUCUGGCACUUUGAAGCUGAUUUUUCAGGCUGCCCCCCAAGUACACCUUUGCACAGGUUUGUGCAGCUUUCGGUUUCUUUCCAGGCAUUGUUUGGAGUUUCUGCAAUGCUGUGCUGUAGAUGGGAUGUAUCAGCCUCUCACGUGGGGAGGCCUUAAUGGAAAUACCUGGUUUGGCUGCAGCACCUGCAGUGGGGGACAUAAGUAUUAAGACUCACCUAAUGACAAUGCUAUUUAUAAAGCACACUCAUCAUACUGCUGCUCUGAAAUGUGUUUUAAACUCCAAGUUCUCUGUCAGCAUUCCCAGGGCUCAGGCUGCUGCUCAGAGGUGAAUCAAUCCUCCUCUCUCACAAAAACCUUGUUGGUGUCAGGUCCUGCUUUGGGCUGGCACAUGACACUGAGCAGGGAUUUGCUUUUUAAGAUGUGCCAUGGAGAUUUGGGUGUGAGGACUUCUGAGUUUUGCUGGGAGGUCCUGAUGGCUCCAGCCAAUCAAAGCAUCCAAGAGAAGUGUAUCUGGUUUUAUUUUUCUGAAGCAUGAUGUUUUGUCCUGCCAGCACUGGGAGGAACUAAGGGAGUGUGUGGCAGAGGAGCUUGCAGUGUAGCUCCCUGAGCACCCAGGUGUUUCCCUGGUGCUCUUGGUGCUUUGAGGAAUGUGUAGACCCCUGAGAGAGGCAAGGCAGGAGCAGCUCUGCUCAGAUCUCUGCCAUUGCACUGCAUUUGCAGGAUUUGCUGCCUUCAGGGAUGAGCUCCUGACACAUUCCCCCACCGGCUGCCCCACAAGUCUCACAGUGUGUCUGUGAGAUGAGGGUUGAGCAGUCUGACUCUGACAUCCUGUGAAGGUUGGGAAGCUGUCUGGGACAUAAAAGGCUGAAUUGCAUGUGCUUGAUCAGAGCCUGCCUCUGAGAAGCAGUUUUCUGUCUUUUUCUCAGCUUUUCUGUACAAAGCUUGAAUUCUUUUUCUUACAAAGGGGCCCCAUCCCUGCUGUGAGCUGAUGUUGCUGUGACUGCCUGGCUGCAGAUGGGCCAGGGGGUCAGCCCAGGCUCCUCUAUUCCAGAAGGCAUCUAGGUCUGACUUGGCAUUGUCCCACACAUCCACAUGUGGCCAUGCAGGGUCUGCAGAGAUCUCUCUUAGUGACAGGCAUGGGAAGAACAGGGAUAGGUGGAGUGCUGAGGGAUGCAAAAGAAUUAAAAUGUUGAUUUUUAGUUGUGCACAUAUGGAGAUAUCAAAGUUCUGCUUGUUGUUGUGAACACCAAAGUAUUUUCCUUCUCCUUUUUGACUGAAACGGAUCAUCCCACCCUGCCCAGCCUCCAUGCUCAGCCUGAGCAUAUUUAGAAUAUCUCCUGGUGCUCAGCCUCUCUGCUGGGGAAGGCUCCCAAAAAUCACCUUGUGUUUUGAUGUGAUGAUGGUAUUGGGUACUGUGGCCAGAGGGGUUCCUCCCAUCCUUGUGGUUUUCCCCAUCCAUAUACCCACACAGCUGUUCAAGAGCAUCAGGUUGUCCAAACUCCUUAAUUUUGAGGUCAGCAACGUGAAUUGGAGUUGUUGGGUCCUGCACUGGUACACUCACUGUUCACUGAGCACAAGUGUUCCUGUCAGCACUGGAUAAUUGGUAUUUUCUGUUAAUGAAAAGGGAGAAAUUCUUUGUUUGGCCUCAGGCUGAGCAUUGCUGCUCAUUCCUGAAAGAAGGUGUCCCCCAGCAACAUUCCACUGAGGAUAAGAAGUCAUUUUCUGAUGAGGAUUUCUUCUCCCUCUGUUGCUUUGACUGUUGUGGACAUCUCCAGUAAGCAGCUUAAGGUAUCUCACUUACCUGUUUCAGUCCUGCCUGCAAACAUUGGAUUGGAUUAAACUUUUGUUAUCUGCAGGAGAGUAAACCAAAUAAUCCUUUGCCAAAUAGUAUUUACACAUUGUAGCAUGUGCUGGGGUGUAUUUACAUUGGCUGAAAUGUGCAAACCUGCCUCCAGAUUUCCAUACCUUCUCCCCAUGAGUGCAUCUGUCUGUCUAUCUGUACUCUUCCAUGUGUCAGGGGCCAGCAAAAUCCCUCAGGAAUUCUGGCAGCACUGAACUGGUGUGGAAACCAGCAAGGCUGUGGGACCUUCCCAGGCUCCCUGGAAGGGGAACACUUGACUGUGAGGAUAAUCUUGUGUUACUCUGCUGUCCUUGGCCUCCUUUGUUUAAUCCUUGGGAAGCACAGCUGGGCUGAACUAUCAGCUCCAGUUAGCAAAGGUGAAGGAGAGAAAGGGGUUCUGCAGUGUGAGACGUGCACUGGAUGCUGAUCAGCAAAUCCUGGCUGCAGCAGUAACAGCCUCUGCAGAUGCUCUGGUGAGCACAGAGCAAUGCACAGCCCCUGGUAUAUGAAGGAGGAAUGGAUGAAUUAUGUGUCAAAGUACAUUCUCAUUUUAGGGUAUGAAUUUUAGGGUUCUGUACCUCUUUGGAACAUGCAUACGCCAAGAUCCUUUCUUGGUCUCUCCAGACAGCACUGGUCAUUUCGGGUUCAAAGCCUGGGAAUGAAUUAACAAAUAACCUUGUUACUGCAGAUGACAUGGAAUAGCUUCCCCCUGCUCUGCAGUUCUCUUGCAGCCAUCACUUGUGCUUCUGCAUGCUCUGAGUUUGCAGAGGGCCUGGCCACAGGGAACACAAAGCCCUGGCACAUCCUCCCAGCUGGGAGUGCCCAAAUUUUUCAGCCAAGGUGAAGGCAGUGGCAGAGGGAUGGCAGCCACACAGCUCCUCCCUGCCUGCACAGCUCAGCACUGUCCCAGCUGUGUGCAGCAGGACAGUUGCAAAGCAGCUGUUUAAUGCCCUGGGCUCCCUUGGGGUUUUGUUUUCAUCCAUUUUUAGCUUUCUGCAAAUAUCUGUAAAUGAACUGUGGGUGGAUUUUGGAGCAGACAUGGACAGAGAUGCCCAUCAGGCAGGAUUGAAAUGUUGAAAUAUGUUAGAGAGCAGAGCAGGAGCAUGUCAUUCCCCCUGUGUCCAGCUCCGUCCUCUGCCUGUACCACAGGAGAGCUGAGCAGGGGCCAUGUCCCUCUCUAGGCAGACCCAGUGGUUUUACUGGGGUCCUCCCAACCCUAGAAGAUUAUGCCAAAACCAGGGCUCCUUUCAUCCUUCAUUUUGCAGGGGUGGCUGCUUCUUCCCUCCCUGAGUGGCUGUGGCAGGGGCAGUGUCUGAAGAUGCCACAGGAGGCUGCAGUUUAGAGUCCCCUGCUCUGGCUGGCUUUCUGCUUCUAUUUCAGCAUCCCGAGGAUUUAAAGCAGCUUUCUGCAGUUACAGUAAUAAGCUUGAGGAUUCCUACUCGCUCGUUUGUUACUUGAGAACCAUUUUACAGGUCCCCAGUUCCCUGGUCCUUGUGGGGAAGGGAAGCACCCCCUUGCCAGGCUGGCUGCUGUGAGCAUUACUGCUCCUUUGGGCCCCAAAAGAGGAGUUCAGCCCCAUUUGCCAGCUGAAAGGCUCAGACAGCCCCAGUAAACAGAGCUCCUCAUCCUCUGUGUCCCUGCUGCCUGCACAGAGCCAUUCCCAUCAGCUGGAAGGGAAUGCAAAGGGAAUUUCCCUUCUGCUGAAGGAAAGCAGCAGUCUCCUCUGCAGAUUUGUAGCAAAAGCAGGAGUGUUUCCCAUGUGGGACAUUGAAAGAAGGAGUCUGGGGUUGCUAUACAUAAAGAAAAAAAAAAUCUGCAGCCUUUGUUGCAGCUGUUUCUUGCAGUUAUUUCUAAUGGCAGCCUUGGAUGGGGUUGAAUUUCUGAGAUCACUGAAAUUACCUAAAGAACUGGUGGUGCUCUUACAGCUGUGGGACAUUGCCUUUAGGCAGGAGCAACUGCACAGAGCAGGACCUGGGCAUGGGAUGUUCCCCUGCAGCAGUACAUACAGACAGACAGACAGGCUAUUGACCCAGGCUGCUCUUGAAGAAAGUUUUAACAUUUCCUUCCUGGGAGCAAACCUCUGGUUUUGUGUGUUAGUUGGCUGGUGCUGAUGCAGGAGGUUCAGAGUACAAAGAAGGUGGCUUUGCAGGAGGAGGAGCACCCCAUUUCUCCUUCACCCAUUAGGAACUGUCUGGUCUAGCUCAAUGACUUCAGCCAUUUCUUUAGUCAUAUCAUGGAAUUAAACACGAGUCAUGCCCUCGUUCUCCCCCAAACCCCACCCACCCAGGUCCCUGCCAGUCCCAUGUGCCAGUGCUUCCAUCCUUGAGGUUUUUAUUUGUUCUCCAAUUUCAAACUGCUCCACUGAUACCAUGGCAGAUCAGCAUUCCAGGGCAGUCCCUUCUAGGUUCUUCUGGCUGUGCUGGAUCCAGGUCUGCCCCUACCUCUCACCAGAAUUCUCCUGGCUGCUAAAAAUAAUCCUACCAAUCCAAUGGUUGUUGAUAAUAGUGUGAGAACUGCAUCCAAGUGCCAUUAUGCUCAGGUUAAUGCCUGGAAAUGCACAGGGUAGUGCCUCUUUCCAGCCCAGGACGAGGGUGUCACAGCCAGCAGGGUUGUGUGCCCUGUCCCUGCUGGCUGUGGCUGGGCAUUGUUAUCCCUCCUGUGUGUGUGGGCUCCAGGCUUACUUUGGGGCUUAUGAGACAUGGAGCUGAGGAGCAGGGUGUUCAUUUUAGCACAGUGGCUGCCACAUUUUCUGCCAGUGCAUCUCCUCCUCCACACUGCCUCUGCAGCAGCUGGGGGUGGCAGUGACAGAGAGGGGACACUUGUCCUGCCAACCAAGCACUAGGACAACCAUGGCUCUUAGGCAGGCAGAAGAGGCUGCCAGGCAGUAACUCAAAGUAGGAUGCAGCUUCAGCAGCUCUGUUCCAGCCUUUGGAAGAGCCUGUCUCAUUCCCUCACCGUUGCCUCCUUACAUAACCCAUUCUCCCCUUGUUUCCAUUACAAUUAGAGGGCAGGUGAUCACCUCCAUUUGCUCCCAGGACCGAGUGAUGCCAGCAGCUCCUCCAGCUGCUGGGAUUUGGGGUUUGGUGCCCCUGUGCCUAGGGAACACCUGCAGCCCCACCUUGCAGUGAGUCUGGCUGUGGCUGCACAGCAGGGCCCUGCCUGGCUCCUGCAGUUUGGGCACCACGGGGCAGGCAGCAGGGUUAGUUCUGAGGGAAGGGCUCGUUCUGAGGGAAGGGUUAGUUCUGAGGAAAGGGUUAGUUCUGAGGGAGAGCUGCACACAGGGAGGAGGAGCCUCGCUGUCAUCGGUGCUUAGGGCAGAUUUUUGGUUUGGUUCCUCUGGCUGAACUGCAGGGAGCCACCAACCCUGCAGGGUCCCACAGGAGGGGCAGAGCCCCACUGCACUGCUCCCGUGCAGGGCUGGCUAACAGGGGCUGGCACAGAGCCACUUUAUUACUGCCUCAAGUGGCCUGAACAAGUCUGAGCAUGUAUCUCCUCCCCUUUGUAGGGACCCCAAAUUCCCUCCAGAUACCUACACAACACGAACCCAAAUUUCUAGAACUGCCAAGAGGCCAGAGAUGCUCCUGGUGCAGAAGUUGCCCAGCUUGGAUCAGGGUCUGUCUCUCAUCCCUGGCUGCUUAGAACAGCUGUGCUGGGCAGCCUGAGGAGGAAACACAGAUCUUUAGACUUUUUUAUUUAAUAAGUUAUUUAUGUAUCAUGCUCUCUAAGUAAAAUACCACUUUUGGCCUCAGACAAAACAGGCUGAAGUGGGGCUGGGAACCCCAAACUCUAGCAACCUCUCCUCCCUGCUCACCUCUCAGAAACCCCAUGCAGCCUUUCACUGGGGAGGGUGGAAAAAAAAGUAUAUUUAUUUCCUUUGAAUUACCAGAUCUGACAUAAACAGACAGGGUGGGGGAAUCCUGCCCAUGCAAGGGCCUUUGGCACAGCUCCUGCUCUGGGCUGCAGCCAUGGAAAGCUGCUGGCACCUGCCCUGUGAGCAGUGCCCAGGGGCUCAGUGGGGCUCAGUGGGGCCCGGCCCUGCAGGUGUGGGUGGGCAGUCCCUGCAAGCUUGGGGGUACAAAGCACAGGGGAGCCUGACUGCAGCAGCUGCCUUCAUCACCUCUGCACAAGGGGGAUUUUACACCACCAGGCACAGGGAGUGGUGGCAGCAGCUUGGGAUCAUGCACUGGACAUUGUGUGGCGUGGAGAAGUGGCUGCUUUGCUUUCCCAGCAAGUGCACACGCUGCUAUUCUUUGCUGGUCUGAUGCUGAAAAGCUGAGAUUUAUGUACUGUAUGAAAAAACAAAACAGAAAGAAAAAAUCCUAAUGUUCCAAAAUAAAUGACAGUAUAUUUUGUACUUUGUAAAGUAAUUAAACUGAAAAAGAAAAAAAAGUGGAACUUAUGCUGUCUGCUUUUGUACUGAUCAAACUGAUGAAAAUAAAGCAGAGCUUGGCACUGUC
Messenger RNA from Taeniopygia guttata (zebra finch), 11923 nucleotides. It is a transcript of the gene CASTOR2, whose product is annotated as cytosolic arginine sensor for mTORC1 subunit 2. Gene Ontology annotation, biological process: negative regulation of TORC1 signaling. Lineage: Eukaryota; Metazoa; Chordata; Aves; Passeriformes; Estrildidae. The record is from RefSeq and is a predicted model, not a curated record.